Messenger RNA from Galdieria sulphuraria, 1030 nucleotides. RefSeq names its product exosome complex component RRP4. NCBI's taxonomy places the organism in Eukaryota, Rhodophyta, Bangiophyceae, Galdieriales, Galdieriaceae. The transcript is spliced from 5 exons. Bases 50 to 952 code for a protein of 300 amino acids. Gene Ontology annotation, cellular component: cytoplasmic exosome (RNase complex); nuclear exosome (RNase complex). Gene Ontology annotation, molecular function: RNA binding. The record is from RefSeq and is a predicted model, not a curated record. Gene Ontology annotation, biological process: exonucleolytic trimming to generate mature 3'-end of 5.8S rRNA from tricistronic rRNA transcript (SSU-rRNA, 5.8S rRNA, LSU-rRNA); CUT catabolic process; U4 snRNA 3'-end processing.
UUGUAAGUCUCCAAAACUUAUAUGGGAAUUAUUGUUGUGGGUCAAACAAAUGGACAAAGAUGAUGAUACCUCAAUUUUUGUGAGUCCUUUUGAACAAGAAGCCGUUGUUACUCCAUCUAUCGUCAAAAGUAGUCAGUUUGUAGCACCUGGUGAUGAUAUUUUAUCGCAAGAAAGUGUCGUUCGUGGUCAUGGGACUAUGGUUCAAGGUACAAGACUUACUUCUACAGUAGCUGGUAUUGUAGAACGGGUGAACAAACUCGUGGCAGUUUUGCCGAUACGAGCCCGUUACUCGGCAGAAGUUGGUGACGUCAUCGUUGGUCGGAUUCGAGACAUAGUCUCAAGAAGAUGGAAAGUAGAUGUAAACUCUAGACAGGACGCAGUUCUUCUUCUUUCUGCAGUUAACUUGCCUGGUGGUGUUCAGAGAAGACGGACUUAUGAGGAUGAACUGAAAAUGCGCGAAUUUUUUGAUCAAGAUGAUUUGAUCAGCGCAGAGGUUCAAGAAUUGAAACAAGAUGGCCUUAUUAUGCUUCACACCCGUUCUCUAAAAUAUGGAAAAUUAGAGAACGGCAUAUUUAUAUCUGUUACUCCCCAACUUGUGAAACGUUCCAAGAAGCAUUUUCAUCGUUUGUCGUGUGGAGUACAUAUCAUUUUAGGGGACAAUGGUUAUGUUUGGAUCUACGUAGAUGACGCAGCAUAUGGGGAAGAUGAAGAGGAAGCAAAUUUUUCUAAAAGGCGAGAGAAUGACAAGUCAAAUCUAGAGCAAAGACUAUCACUUAUCCGAGUUCGCAAUUCAAUCUGUAUACUGGAUUUGUAUUUUUUGAGUAUCCAACCAGAAACUAUUAUGCUCAUUUAUGAAGAAACUAUUCGAAGGAAUAUUCCAGUUCAACACAUGCUUCGACCUGACAUUAUCAAUGACAUAUACAGAACGGUCAAGAACACCAAGGAAAUGUAGAUUUAUACGACUAUUUAACUUUGUCAUGGAUUACUCAUAUAAAAAUGACUCUAUUCUAAUAAAAGAGUGUCAAAAAAC